Siniperca chuatsi (mandarin fish) is the source of this 2805-nucleotide messenger RNA. RefSeq names its product free fatty acid receptor 3-like. Gene Ontology annotation, cellular component: plasma membrane. Gene Ontology annotation, biological process: G protein-coupled receptor signaling pathway; cellular response to fatty acid. The record is from RefSeq and is a predicted model, not a curated record. Gene Ontology annotation, molecular function: G protein-coupled receptor activity. Lineage: Eukaryota; Metazoa; Chordata; Actinopteri; Centrarchiformes; Sinipercidae. Bases 1271 to 2266 code for a protein of 331 amino acids. The transcript has 3 exons.
GCCUCUAGAAAUAGAGAAAAGGCAGGAAGUGAUAUCAUAAUAUAAAAUCACGAAUACAAAACAAUAAUGGGAUGCUUGCAUCAUUGAUGAAGAGUAUUAAACAUGUGCAGUGGUGGAAAGUAACUAAGUACAUUUACUCAAGUACAGUACUUAAGUACAGUUUUGAGGUACUUUUACUUUAUAUCUAUUUUAGGGUAUUUUAUACUUAUACUGCACUACAUUUAUUCAAUAGUUGCUAGUUACUUUCCAGAUUAACAUUUUACUCACAAAACAUAUGGACUUGUUGGACCAGUUUAUAAAACAGACUAAUACUUUAAGUACACUUUGUUGCUAAUACUUUCAUACUUUUACUUACUGAAUGCAGGACUUUUACUUGUAAUGGAGUGUUUUAAUAGUGUGGUAUUGCAACGUUUACUUAAGUAGAUGAUUUGAAUACUUCUUCCACCACUGAACUUGCGACUUUUCCAACAUAAUCACAUAUUUAACACAAAAACAAUAUUCACAAGGGUCAGAUAUGCUGAAACAAGUACUGCUCUGGAGGUAACCCACUUAACAUACCAAUAAUAUGUCAAAAAAGAGGUGAUAAGGAAACAAUAAAAUAAAUACAAAUAAUGCAAAGUGAACAUAAAAUAAGAAGAAAAUUAAAAAUUGAUUUUGAAAGUAAUACACAUUGUUCUCCUUGUGUUGGAUAACUUCUGAUUUUAAUGAUUCUCCAGUACUGAAAACAUCGUUCAACAAAGAUAAACACUGAAUCUUGGUGGGUAUACUGUGCUACUGUACAUACAAACUUGUAUAUGAACCACUUGAUAAACAUAUCUGGUCUUAAUGUGUCUUAAAUGUUCAACCUGCACCCGUACAAAUCAGCCAGGGAUCAUCUGGCACCAUGCUGCAGACUUAUCACAGUUUUGUUGUUGAGAACGUUGUUGUGCAGACAGACAGUAUAAAAAGGGGGUGGGAGGGGUUGUGAUACAAACUGACUGAGUGACAGACCACAGUGGAGCUGAGAGACUCCACAGGCUGCAAACUGAACCCAUCUGUUCCCUCGGGCAGCUUGAUCCUCAGUGACCGAGCCGGACACCAACACCAGUCAGCUGCCAGAAGUGGAAAACAUGUCACCGGUAAUAACGCCUAACAGUCUGCUUCCAGGAGGUGGAGUAUGCUGCCAGAGUGCUGCAGCACCAGACAGGACAGCCGCACAGUGAUGGAGAGCCUGUUUUUUCAAGCUUGACAGAGUGUCUGAGAGAGUCUGUUCCUGGUGUGAGCAGCCACCAUGCUGUGCAGUUAUCUGUUGCUUUCCAUCUACAUCCUCACCUUUCUGAUGGGGGUCCCUGCCAACAUCCUGGCCUUCUGCACCUUCUGGCGGAAGGUGCGCCGCAAGGCAGCCCCAAUAGACAUCCUCCUCCUCAACCUCACCAUCUCCGACCUCAUCUUCCUGGCUUUCCUGCCAUUUAAAAUGAAGGAGGCCUCCGACGACAUGGCCUGGAUGCUGCCCUACCAGCUGUGUCCCUUCACAGGUUUUCUGUUCUUCGUCACCAUCUACAACAGCACCCUGCUCCUCACAGCUGUGAGUGUGGAGCGCUACCUAGGGGUCGCCUACCCCCUCAGGUAUUCCCUGUGCCGCAGACCUCGCUACGCCGUGUUGGCCAGCAUCAUGUUCUGGGUGGUGACCUCUCUGAACCUCAGCAUCGUCUACAUCAUGCCUUACGCCCAGUGGAGCAAAGGUGCAGACAGUGACAACAACAAUGGCAGCACCACCAGCAACCCUGCCCUGCCUCCCCCCACCUGCUACCUGAAUUUCACAGAGGAAGAGCUCGCCAUCCUACUGCCAGUCCGCCUGGAGCUCUUCAUAGUUCUCUUCUGCAUGCCCUUCCUCAUCUGCUGCUUCUGCUACGUCAACUUCAUCCUCAUCCUGUCCCGUCUUCCAAACAUCGGCAGGCGCCGGAGGCUGCGUGCCAUUGGUCUGGCGCUCGGCACACUGAUACUAUUCGCCAUCUGUUUUGGGCCUUACAACGCCUCCCAUGUGGUGGGGUUUGUUCAUCAGGACAAUGAGGGAUGGAGAAACGUGGCAUUGCUCUCCAGCACCUUCAACGCCUGCCUGGAUCCAUUUAUCUUCUACUUCUCCUCAGCGGCUGUAAGAAGCAUGUUAAAUCACUGCUUCAGGAACAUCAUGGCAAAGCUGCACAUCCUGAGGUGUGGAGGGGCUCCUCACUGUCCUCACCAGAGACCCUCAAAGACUGAAAAAUACAAGGAAGCACCCCUUCCUUGAAAGUUCAGGAGGAGUUAUUAAUGUAAAUGUGAGUGUUUGUUUAUUUCAUGCAAAAGAAAUAUGGACAAAAUGAAGGGUUGGGAGUUGUUAUUCCAUUCUAACCAAUGAGAGGGGCUACAGACACGUUAGUGUCAUGUCAGUACCUUUUACAGGCAACGCUUGCUCCAGAGCUGAAAAGGGAUGCAAUAAACAUUUCAGUGUGCAAGUUUGUUUGCUGGAAGACAGCACCAUAGUUGCUGAAUUCAUCCAAAAAUAACCCAGAAAUUAACUUAAUUAAGUCGCAGUUUGUGAAAAAAAGUUUUCUCAACAGCGCAAUCUUUAGCUUCGGCCCGUCGUUACAGAAUUUUAAGCUCAUUGAUUGGAUGCUUCUUGCCGAAGUGUAUGGAGCCCCCUAAAGGUCACGCUGAGAAUUUAUUUUUUGCAUUCUCUUGCAAUAAAUUUUGCGUUACCUCACAAUACUUUUCUUCUUCCAUUCCUUCAGAGCCGCAUGUCAUUUCCACUCAGCUGCUCCCAGUGCAAUGCCCCAUAUCAGCUCAUUG